Lynx canadensis (Canada lynx) is the source of this 858-nucleotide messenger RNA. RefSeq names its product lysine-rich coiled-coil protein 1-like. The record is from RefSeq and is a predicted model, not a curated record. The transcript has a single exon. NCBI's taxonomy places the organism in Eukaryota, Metazoa, Chordata, Mammalia, Carnivora, Felidae. Bases 175 to 822 code for a protein of 215 amino acids.
GGACAGUAGUUGUAGACGCCCGCCCCUGCCUCAGAGAAGCUUCCUGGUUGUUGCACAGUCUUACCAUUUGGGGAAAGUCCAUGCUAGAAAACUGAAGCAAUUAAUGGGGGAAUAUGAUCAGAUUUCUUCACCAAGUUCCCAGCCUUAUAAAGAGAACCCCUUGUUGUCAACCUAAUGAAGCAUUCAAAGAAGACAUAUGACUCUUUUCAAGAUGAACUUGAAGAUUAUAUCAAAGUGCAGAAAGCCAGAGGCGUAGAGCCAAAGACUUGUUUCAGAAAGAUGAGAGAGGACUGUUUGGAAACUUGUGGGUACAAAGAAGAGGUUGAUUACAGACCGAGGCAUAGAAUGUUUGAUCACAGACUCUUAUCUGAGACUGUCCAGACCUACCCGAGAUCAUGCUCUAUUUCACUAAAGGUGGAAAACUGGUUACCUCAGUGGCUACCAGCUCAUGACAGCAGGCUAAGACUAGACUCUCUGAGCUACUGCCAGUUCACCAGGGACUGUUUCUCAGAAAAACCAGGACCCCUGAACCUUAGUCAGCAAGGGUAUAACCGUCGCCCAUACAGUGUGGAAUCUGGAGUUUACAAGCGUCUCUCCUCAGAAAACAGUGCCAGCCAUAAACAGAUACAUCAGCAGGGGAAAAGGCACCCAGAGGAAGCCAGAGAAAAAGCAGAGGAGGAGCGGCCCAAGCAUAAGAGGAAAAAAGGUUGUGAGGAAAUAGAUUUAGACAAACACAAGAACUUGCAAAGAAAUGAAACACAAAUGGAAACAGUCAGGGUCAGUACAGAAAAGCUUAAGAAUCGAAAGGAGAAAAAAGGCUGAGAUGUGGCCUCUAAGAAAGAGGAAUGUAAGCAUAGA